Messenger RNA from Brenthis ino (lesser marbled fritillary), 411 nucleotides. NCBI's taxonomy places the organism in Eukaryota, Metazoa, Arthropoda, Insecta, Lepidoptera, Nymphalidae. The record is from the annotation of a GenBank genome assembly.
AUGGACACCCCCAGUGACGAUGAAGAUGAGGUCAAAAACGAGAAGAAAUCUCAAAACUUGAAGAAGUCACAGAGUAUCAAAAAUAAAGAAAAAGCAAAGCAAGUUGCAAGCAACAUUAAAGAGAGCAUGCUGCCACAAAGCUACCCUAACCAAGUGGUGUACGUCAAGAAGCAUGUGCUAGAGACUUAUCUCAACAAACUCAAAGUUCUUAGAGACAACUUGCAAGAUAUUCAGAAAUUGCUGAAGACCCUGGACGUGAACACUCUCCCGGAAGGCGACGUGCAACUCAUGGAGCAGCUCACGUCGCUCGAGGCGAAGGUGCGGCACCAGGCGGAUAAGGUGGCCAACAUGGUGGUCGAGCCAGGUUAUGGGCCCAGGGCCAGGGCCAGGGCUCCAGAUCCAGAAGUAUAC